AUGGAGCCACCGAAGCCAAAACCAUCCAAACGAUUAGACCUGCAGGGCAUCCGUGCUCUUGCUAUUAUUGUGGUACUUGGAUUCCAUUUUUACCCAGAAUUCUGUCCAAAUGGAUAUCUCGGAGUCGAUCAAUUCUUUGUUCUCUCUGGAUUCUUGAUGUGUAUGUUACUAAAAAGAGCUGAAAAUCAAUCGCCUUGUUCCCUGGUCAGCUUGUUUUAUUCAAAACGAUUCAAGAGAAUUUUGCCUUUGUACCUACUUAUAAUCUUCAUUGCCAUGAUUUGUCUUUACAAUUUCUUCCCGGACACGGCCAUUGAAACUAAUCAAGAAUCUGCUAUUCACGCACUGCUUUUUGUCUCAAAUAGGCCGAAAACAGUACAAGAAGAUUAUUUUCAAUUGUUAUCCAUCGCUGUUGACAUCUUCACUCAUACAUGGUCUUUAUCCGUGGAAAUUCAAUUUUACUUCUUGGUUCCAUUCAUUUUUAUGAUUGCAACAAAGAUUCCGGAAAAGUUCCGAUAUGGAUACUAUGGAAUCAUCGGGUUCAUUUCAUUUGUACAUUUCUAUUCAUCUCCAGCUACAGUAGCCUUCAACAGUGUCUUUGCGAGGAUUUGGCAGUUUUUGAUAGGAAUGGUAGUAUAUCUUCUUGGUAUCUCAAAAUCCCAAUUCCAAUACCAAGUUCUCAUUAACGAAGAAGAAGGGGAACCAGAGUGCAAACAGUUACUCGGAGAUGAAGAGAGCCAAGAAGUGGAAUGUUGUCCGAAUGAGAGAUUUUCAAUGUUUCUGAAAUACUCACAGCCAGCUGCAUUUGUUUCUUUGAUCUGUUUGAUUUGUAUCAACUUGUUCCCUUUGACAUUGCCGGCUACGGUGGUCAGACCGCUUGUCACAAUGGGAACUGGCUUUCUCAUGCUGAUCUCCGAAGAUAAUUUGAUCUUGUCAAACAAAGUUUUGACCUACAUCGGAGAUAUCUCAUAUUCUUUAUAUCUCAUUCAUUGGCCUAUCUAUGCAUAUUGGAAACUCACAUGUGAUGGAAACAAAUACUUAUUGAUCUCUGCUCUUGCUUCAUCUGUAAUUCUUGCCAUCAUCACUUACGAAACAUAUGAGAAAUGGUAUCUGAAACUGUCUUCAACGAGUAUUGGACUCAUUGUUGUCGUUUUGUUUUUCUUAAAUGUUGUUGUCAUCAACAAAGAUGAAAUCACGGAUCAUAUUGAUAGCAUGGAAAGGAACUUCUCGAGUCUGGAUAAUGUGACGGAUGAUAUGACAGUUGACGACGCGGAACGUCUGAACCACAGAUGGAGUGUCAAUGACAAUAGAAAUCUCUUUGAUCCAACAUGUGUUUACGAGAAUCCAAAGACGCCACUUGGAUGGUGCAGGCAUACGGGUCUCUCCAAAACCGGGAAGUACAAAUUUGCUACAAUUGGUAACAGUUGGACUGCGAACCACGCCAGAAUGUUCUAUCAGGAAUGCUCAUCUAAAGCAAAGAGUAUUAUGCAAGGAUCGGCAUUCGGAUGUGAGCCACUCUACCCCAGUGCUCAGAGUAAAAUGUGUAAAGCAAAUUUCACCGAUUUCGAAGAACGAAUUCGUAAAGAAAAACCAGAUUACGCAUUUAUAUUCACCAGAUACAUGUCAAUCGGAGCACCAUGGCCAGACAAAGUAAAAAGUUACAAGGAUGAUCCAAUUUAUCAAACGAUGAAAGAACAAAUGCUGAAGUUCAUCUCAAAUAUAAAAUACAAACUGUAUAUUCUUGAUGCUCUUCCACGUAUCAAUCGAGGAGCCAUUUCGAAAAUUGCUCCAUUGAUAAAAAAUGAGACCGAUCCAGUCAUCAUAGAUAACAUGCUCGUGAGGCCUCAUGAAUACGAAAUGGCACGAAAACGGCAUGCCCAGCUGGUGAAAGACUGUAAAGGAAAGUGCGUAAUGGUGGACUACGUACCAGAAUUCUACAAUGAAGAAACCAAAACAUUCCGAUAUUUCGAUGAAAGAGGUUUCUCGUAUUGGACAACUCCUUCACAUUUGUCUCCUCAUGGUAUUGAACAUAUCAGACAUCUUUGGACUGAUAUUUGUAAAAAGUUGUAG
Molecule: messenger RNA, 2067 nt
Organism: Caenorhabditis remanei
Lineage: Eukaryota; Metazoa; Nematoda; Chromadorea; Rhabditida; Rhabditidae
Exons: 11
Coding region: 1-2067 (688 amino acids)
Biological process (GO): polysaccharide biosynthetic process
Cellular component (GO): membrane
Molecular function (GO): acyltransferase activity, transferring groups other than amino-acyl groups
Source: RefSeq, a predicted model, not a curated record